Molecule: messenger RNA, 532 nt
Organism: Hydra vulgaris (swiftwater hydra)
Lineage: Eukaryota; Metazoa; Cnidaria; Hydrozoa; Anthoathecata; Hydridae
Source: RefSeq, a predicted model, not a curated record
UGGUUUAAAUCAAUAUUUUAUUUUUGUCUUUGUUCUAUAUGUUAAAGAAAUUCCCAUUAAACAGAACUUACAUUGAGUAUAUAGUUGUGUGGAUACUUUAGAAGCUGUUAUUUGAAAUGCCAGGGUUUAAAAAUGGUUUUUGCAUCUGCUGUAAUGACUUUGGUAUAACUGUUAUUGCGUACUGUGCACCAGCAAUAAUAGUUGGUAAAAAUGCAGAACAAGUUGGGGAUAACUGCUUAAUUUACGGUUGCCUUGGCACAUCAUGUAUUGGGGUGUUUAUUCGUGCAAUGAUACGAGAAAAAAUUAGAAAGAAGUUCGGAAUUCCGGGCAGUUUGUGUAAAGAUUUAUGUUUACACUGGUAUUGCUGUUAUUGUUCUUUGAUUCAGGAAGCUCAUAUUUUGAGAUCAAAUGAUUGCAGCAAUGAAGUCCAUUCAAAUAUGCAUAUUGUACGAGAGUAAAAGUAAAGUCUCCAAUUAGAAUUAUUCGUUUUACCUUUGCUACAUGCGCUCUAAUAAAUUACAUUUUAAACUUG